This is a messenger RNA of Caenorhabditis angaria, 798 nucleotides long. Lineage: Eukaryota; Metazoa; Nematoda; Chromadorea; Rhabditida; Rhabditidae. The record is from the annotation of a GenBank genome assembly.
AUGCGUACCAUCUGCGAGACUUGGGUUCAAUUGUUUUUGACCGACGCACAAAUAUCACCAGAUGUUUUUCAAAUAACAUAUGAAAUUGGUGGAUUGGUGGGAACUAUGGCAUCUGGAAUUGUUAUUGAUCUGGCAACAAGAAAAUUUGAUGUCGAUGCAACUCGCAGAUUUAUUGCAGUUUCUUAUACAUGUCUUAUGAUGUUUUCGGCUGCAGGCAUUUUUGAACUUCCAAACUUGAGUUCAGUUUUUGGAUUUUUUGGCAGGAAUGUUUGUGAAUGGCUCGAUAAAUGUUUGGUGUAUGAUUGCUUCGCAAGCUGGACUUGCAAGAAUUCAAGGAACUGUCAGCGCAUUUAUUUCAUUUAUCGCAAGUUGUAAGUUUCUAGAACAUUUUCUUGAAAUAUUCUUUUUGAUCAAAAUUUUUUCAAAAAAAAAAAAACUUCUGAUCCCCCGAAAAAUCUGAAAUUUUCAGCUGGUUCAAUGCUUGCUGGAACACCUUUGGCACUUCUCAUUAGUUAUUUUGGCUAUCGCGUAUUUUUGUAUAUUUUUGCAAUUCAACUUGUAAUUGUUCUUGUUGUGUCAUCUUUCCGAGUUCGUCUUCGAAUGCAAACUGAAAAUGAAAAAGAAAAUGAAAAUAAACCGGAAGAAGGUACAAAUCAAGACGAAGUUACAACAGAAGAUUCGCAAGCAAAUUUGACAAGUCUCAAAAAGACAAAACCAAGAUUAUCAAUGUUAUUCGCAAUUUAUUCGUCGAAGAAAAUUCGACCAACAAAAAAUGACGAAGUUUCAAAUCGAGUUUGA